Molecule: messenger RNA, 984 nt
Organism: Macrosteles quadrilineatus (aster leafhopper)
Lineage: Eukaryota; Metazoa; Arthropoda; Insecta; Hemiptera; Cicadellidae
Gene: SmB
Product: small nuclear ribonucleoprotein-associated protein B
Exons: 7
Coding region: 162-776 (204 amino acids)
Biological process (GO): mRNA splicing, via spliceosome
Cellular component (GO): U5 snRNP; U2 snRNP; cytoplasm
Molecular function (GO): RNA binding
Source: RefSeq, a predicted model, not a curated record
GAACGCGAACGUGGUGUGGUGGUGAACGAAUCUGAGCUGAUCUGCUGGUGUGCUACUACUACCGCGUAAAUGCGUUAUUGCAAGCUGUAAUGGAAUAAAGAAGCAUCUCAGUUUCAUAAAUAUUUUCAAGAUUUUAAAGGAAAUCUCAAUAAACUAACAAAAUGACUAUCGGAAAGAAUAAUAAGAUGCAACAGCAUCUCAACUUUAGAGUUAAGAUCACACUUCAAGACUCUAGGACGUUUAUAGGAACGUUUAAAGCAUUCGACAAGCAUAUGAAUGUUAUAAUUGGAGAUUGUGAGGAAUUCAGAACUUUAAAAAGCAAAGGAAACAAGGACAAGGAGGAGCGUCGGAUGCUGGGCUUUGUUCUGUUGAGAGGAGAGAACGUAGUAUCGCUGAGUGUGGAGGGUCCACCCACACCUGAGGAAGGACCGAGAGUGCCCAUACCGGGAGCUGCCCCUGGGCCGGGCAUAGCCAGAGCGGCUGGUCGAGGCAUACCUGCAGGCGGCGGCGGAGUACCAGCCGGACUCCAAGGGCCAGUACGAGGUGUCGGAGGUCCCUCACAGCAGGUGAUGACACCUGGCGGACGAGGUAUGGGGAUGGUAGGACCACCUCAAGUACGAGGACCUGGCAUGCCUCACAUGAUGCCACCUCCCGGCAUGAUAGCUAUGCAGCCAGGCAUGCAGGGAAUGCCACCCAUGGGACGUGGUGGUCCUCCCCCCAUGCAGGGACCCCCUCCUGGCAUGAUGAGAGGAGGCCCACCUCCAAGGCCGUACUAAGUUUGACACUCGUGGGAAGCAAUUGGACUGCCAUUUUACUCUAGCAAUCCUUCUUGAAUUAUUCUUGUAUUACGUUAUUUCACACAAUUUCUUUUACUGUAUACUCUAAUGUAAAUAUUUUCAACUCAAUAAGUUUAUUUGUUCUGUUCAGUGUUCCAAUCUAUUUGUAAUCUACAACUUUUAAAAUAAUAAACUUUUCUAGAUAAUA